UUCCGGGUCAGGGGUCACAACUUCCUCCUCCAACCUAGGCGACCACGUUGCCUCCUCCGCUGCAGCCAUGAAGAGACCGAAGCUGAAGAAGGCGAGUAAGCGCAUGACCUGCUCCAAGCGCUUCAAGAUCCAGAAAAAGGUCCGCGAGCACAAGCGCAAGCAGCGCAAGGAGGCGAAGAAGAAGGGAACGGGGGCAGGGAGCGCCGCGCGACGAGCUCGCAAGGACCCCGGCGUGCCCAACUUGGCGCCGUUCAAGGACGCCGUCCUGCGUGAUGCCGAGUUGAAAAAACAGCAGGCCGAGGAGCUGAAGGUGAAAAGGAAAGAGGCGAGGCAAAAAGAGCUGCAGAAGAAGCGGGAUGAGCGCAGUAAGAGAACCGAGCGCAAGACGGAUCGCCUCUCCACAAAGGACCCCGUGGCUAUGAAGACAAAACCAGAGGCUUUGAACAAGAGGCUUCUGAAUGAGCUGCACAAGGUGCUGGGCUUGGCGGACGUGGUGCUGCUGGUGCUGGAUGCGCGCGACCCCCUCGGUUGCCGCUGCCCCCAGCUGGAGCAGACGGUGCUGGAGGCGGGGAAGCCGCUCGUCUUCCUGCUCAACAAGAUCGACCUGGUGCCAAAGGACAGCGCAGAGAAGUGGCUCGGAUUCCUGGGUAGGGAGCACCCCACCGUGCUCUUCAAGUGUUCCACACAGCUGCCGGGCAUUGGGGUGAAGGCACAGCUGCCCGGCAGUGAAGUACUGGUGAGCCGCAGCGUUGGCGAGGAAGCGCUCAUGGGGCUGCUGCUCGGGUUGGCGCAGCACCACCACAGCCCCAUCUCCAAUGGUGGCAGCGGCUCCAAGCGCUCCAAGCACGCCACCACCAUUGACACCGCCACUACUGACACCACUACCGCUGGCGAAGACACCGAAGACGCUGCCGCCGCCGAAAUUGCCGCGACCGCAGAAGACCCCACCGCCGCCACCACCCCUGCCGUUGCCGCCACCGCAAGCCGGGUGGCCGUAGUAGGGUUUCCGAACGUCGGCAAGAGCAGCAUCAUCAACAGCCUGCGGAAGACGCGCCUGUGCAAUGUGGGGCCCAACGCUGCCGUCACCAGGGCCAUGCAGGAGGUGUGCCUCAGCAACCACAGCGUGCGGAUGCUGGACUCGCCGCCGGUGCUGCCGAGCGCCGACAACGCCGAGGUGGCGCUCGUGCUGCGGGGGCUGCACGCCAGCGGCGUGAACCUCGCAGACGCCGUGCGCAAGCUCGACGCCAUCCUGGAGCGGUGCAACAUGCAGCAGAUCAUGCUUCACUACAUGGUGCCGGAUUUCUGCAACACGAGCGAGUUCCUGGAGCUGCUGGCAAGGCGGCGCGGGCACCUCAAGAAGGGCGGCGUGCCGGACCACGCGGCGGCCGCCAGGGCAGCCCUCUCCGGCUGGCUGUGUGGGAAGCUGAGUUUCCACACGAGCGUGCCGGCGGAUCUGGCGGUCACUGAGACCACGAAGAAGUUGGAAUCCCCCCCGCUGCACUACGACCGUGCCGCGCUGGACACUGCCAACGCCGACACGCUGUCACGGUGCCGCUUCCCCAUGCCGGCCGGGAGCAUCGCUGUGAAGGGCUACGGCUCCACCAAGGGGGUCCUCAACGACCUGGAGCUGCAGCAUCUGCAGCAGCAGCAGAAACAGCAGCAGCAGCAGCAAGCGGUAACAGCCAGCGCCAGCAAAGGGCAGCAGCAACGGAAUGGAAACAAAGUCGAGAAGGCCGAAGACAACAAAGCCGAGAAGAUUGAGGACAUGGCAAUAGAUGAGGAAGAUGAUGAUGAUGACGAUGAUGAGGAUGAUGAUGAGGACGAUGAUGAGGACGAUGAUGAUGAUGAAGACGAUGAUGAUGAAGAUGACGAUAUGGAAGAGGUCACGGCGGAGGGGAAUGGAAAAGCGGCGAUCGCUCCUGGGCCUGGCGUUGACAGAGAUCACGGAGCCGUGACGAGGACACCACUCGGCAGGACGCGAGCUGCUACCGCUGCUGCCGCUGCUACUCCGGCUGCCACAAAGACCGCUCUUCCGGCUGCCACAAAAACCGCUACUCCGGCUGCCACAAAGACCGCUCUUCCGGCUGCCACAAAGACCGCUGCUCCAGCUGCUGCCACAAAGACCGCUACUCCGGCUGUCACAAAGACCGCCCCUCCAGCUGCUGCCCGUGCGCCUAACGACGACAGUUACGACUUCGCCACGGACUUCUACCUGUGAUGGCCGGGGUUGGUCGCUGCUUGCGCCUCGUUUCCACGGGACGGUGAAUUCAAGUCGACUCGCAUCCACCUCCAGUUGGCCCCCUUGCUCUCGUGGUACUUGAGUUGAUGGACAAAUCGAGUCUUAACAAAAAAAGCGGGGGGGAAAAAAAUUCCGACAAGUUAACAUUUUAUGUUUCACCAUAACGUGUUCGGUGAUGUGAAUCCCCUCCGGCCUCGGCUUGCAUUCUGACGUCGGGGAUCCGGGCAGAGCCACUCGGAGCGAAAUCAGCCCAGAGAAAUCGUCUAAAAAAACUACAGGGAUUGCCGGGUGACUCGGGUUUGUCUAAAGAACAUGAAAACUCUGUGUUAGGUGGGGGGGGGUCAACUCGGUUACCAACUUGAGUUCUGCAUUCAUUUAAACGCGAUACGAUAGGCCUCGGUCAUUGCCUGUGCGCGCACACGCACACACGUGCACACACACACACGUGCACACACACGCGCGCACACACACACACGUGGUGCCUCUCAAAAUGGGGACUGUGCCAGCACCCUGGCAGCCACCGAUUCUCCCGUAAUAUGUUCUGCUCCUUCUGUGCGUCCGUUUUUAUUUUUGCCAAUAAAGUGAAGCUGUU
Molecule: messenger RNA, 2831 nt
Organism: Lethenteron reissneri (Far Eastern brook lamprey)
Lineage: Eukaryota; Metazoa; Chordata; Hyperoartia; Petromyzontiformes; Petromyzontidae
Gene: GNL3
Product: G protein nucleolar 3
Cellular component (GO): nucleolus
Molecular function (GO): GTP binding
Source: RefSeq, a predicted model, not a curated record